GUAGCAUAAUGAGAGAGAGUGACCUGAGGGGAUACUUCGGGGAAGAUGUUGUUCCGGAGAAAGAGAGUGUUAGGCGUCGUGCCAAAGAAAUCGCGCGCUCCUACAGUUUGAUUCUUGCGCUGUUCGGUUUAAUCUUGAUUUUUCUUGCUGUCUGGGCCACCCUUACUAGCCUCGAGGACGAGAAGUUCCGAGGCGAAGUGAUAGUGUCGGAGUUCAAUGUGCUGCAAGUCGUCGAAAAGACCAAGAAUUUUGACUACGUCAUUUUCACUCAACUGUGGCCAGAAACGAGCUGCAUACAUUAUCGCCAUUCAACUCCCGCGAGAGAUUGUCGAGUUCCAUCAACGAUUCAGCAAUGGGCAGUUCAUGGCCUCUGGCCAUCCGUCGACAGUGGGCCCCUUGGUCCCUUUUAUUGCAAUCGUUCGGAUAAGUUUGACAUGAAGCUACUUGAGCCUUUGGAACCGGAGCUGAGCGUUCGUUGGCCAAACCUUUUUGUCGAAACCGAAGAAGGUACUUUGUGGGAACAUGAAUGGACCAAGCAUGGAACAUGUGCCAUGCAGUUAUCGGAAUUAAGUGAUGAAGUGAAAUAUUUCGGAGCUGGAUUGAAGAUGUGGGAUCAAUUCAAUAUUUUCGGAGCAUUGAAACAAGCUGGGAUUGAGCCUUCCCUUAAAAAGGGUUAUCAAGCGCAUGACAUAUUCAAUGCUGUCAAAGGGGCUUUUGGUGUUAGCCCUCGAGUGGAAUGUUUGAUUUUCCACGGGAAGCAAAUGCAGAAAAUCUUCCUAUUGAAUCAGAUUGAAAUUUGCUUCGACAAGUCGUUAAAUGCCAUCGAUUGCGCCCCGAAGUCGCAGUCAUUUUUUGAGGGAUGUUCUCUCGGAAGUCCGGUGUUUUAUCCCCCGCCGUUUCCUUAAUUCAAGCAAGUUUUCUGAAGAGGAUUUUGCUUGAUAAUGCGUGAUUCUUGUUUGUCAAGUUCCGUCGUUGAUGAAUGGUUUGUUCGAUUGGCUUUCCUGUGAAGGUUCAAUGGUUAGUAUUGCGGCUUAAAUUUCGCCUUGAUGCGUAUCUCUAAGUUGGAGUGUUCGGAGUAAUCGGAGAUAAAUAUUCAUAAAUCUGCUAAAUAUCCGGUGGCAGUAGCUACCUUAGGUUGCAUACCUCUUUGGAGUAUGAUUUCAAUUUUUUGUCAUCAGAUCUGUGUGCUCGUAUGAUCCGAAUUUUUAUUUUUGACGCGUUUGGAUUGCUCAAGAAUUUCGCGUUCGUUUGUGAUGAUUGUGUAAAGGCAGGAGGGUUGAGAUGAAUCCAUGGGAGGGGCAGUGAACAGUUUGCGGGUCAUUUCUACGCCUGUGGAAUGGUUUUAGCGCUUAUGACAAUAAAACUUGGAUUUUAUUUUAUGGUUUUCUCCAGAAUUUGCUCGUUUGGAUCAGCUUAAAUAGAUGUCUUUCGCUGUGUCUUGAAUGACGGUGGCUUAAAGCGAAUCAUUUGGGCUGGUUUUUGGAUCUGAUGCGUUUUUAAUGUGAAGAUGUGAUUUAUAAUCGUUCGUUUGGAGUUCGGUACCCUAGUCAGCAAGUGGGAAAAUGUUCCGAAGCCAACACGAGUGCCGUGGUAAAUUUUUUUUUUUACUGUUUCUUCCAAUUCCGUCGUGAAAUGUAUGGAUGUGCAAUUUUUCUUUUUUUGUUGUUUGUUGGUCGAAUUGUAGCAACGAUCAACCUCGAGUGUAUGCUAGAUGUAAAUGUCAACAUAUCGUGACAGAAAAUCCAUGCUGGAGGUAUCGUCGGGAAAAUGAAACAUAUUUUUGUA
Molecule: messenger RNA, 1785 nt
Organism: Notodromas monacha
Lineage: Eukaryota; Metazoa; Arthropoda; Ostracoda; Podocopida; Cyprididae
Source: the annotation of a GenBank genome assembly